Molecule: messenger RNA, 1551 nt
Organism: Blumeria graminis f. sp. triticale
Lineage: Eukaryota; Fungi; Ascomycota; Leotiomycetes; Helotiales; Erysiphaceae
Source: the annotation of a GenBank genome assembly
AUGCCGUCCCACGCAGCCUACGAGAAGAGUGGCUUCUACCAGCGUCAACGCAUGUCCGCUGUCCCUAUGGAUCGCCAUUCCACCGCCAACCGCAUGAGUCGAGUGACCAGGGGAGGCCGGAAACUCACCUACGUCCUCACCGUAAUCCAGCAACCCGAGCGUGCAAGAGCCUGUGGCUCAGGCGCCAAAUCUUCGUCUGAUCGUAGGCCCGUUGACCCUCCGCCCGUCGUCGAACUGAAGAUUUACCACGAGGAUGGCCCCAAAUCCGAACAUAUCACAUUUGCCUACGAUGCCAACUUCUUCCUAUUCGUCACUCUCGAGCCUGCUCCUCCGACCUCGGCCACCUGCCGUAGCCAGCCAGCCGCCACUACGUCUAAUCCCGUGCUGACCGGCAUGCCCGUCUCCGGCAUGGCUUAUCUCGAUCGCCCCUCUGAAGCUGGUUACUUUAUCUUUCCCGAUCUCUCGGUCCGCCACGAGGGCCAAUACGUGCUUAGCUUCAACCUCUACGAAGAGACAAAAAACCACGCCGACCAAGAUCUUGACCCCACCGCUCCGCUCUAUGCUCCCGCUACCGCUGCCGAUCCAGACUCCUCGUUCGACUGGCGCCUGGAGGUAAAAUCCGCCCCCUUCACCGUGUAUAGCGCCAAGAAGUUUCCCGGCCUUACAGAGAGCACGCACCUCAGUCGCAUUGUCGCAGAGCAAGGCUGUCGCGUGCGCAUCCGGCGUGAUGUGCGUAUGCGUAGGCGCGAUCACAAACCAGACGACCAGACGCCUCAUGAGGAAUAUCUACCAUGUCGCGACGAAAAGGAAAUCUUCCGGCAUCGGACCCGCUCACGUUCACUCAGCGGCAGUAUACCAGACUCUGCUCAGACCCCAACUCGCCCCGACCCCUUCACUGUCGCACCGUCGCAGCCGCAGCCGCCGCCCCCGCGUCCCUCGUAUCUCGAUCGAUCUUUGGCCCCCCUCCAGACCACAUCGACACACACAUCCGCCUUCCAUCCGUCUCCAGCCCCGAGCUACACCCAUCAAGAUCGCUCUUCUUAUUCUCUCUCAUCCAGGUCUCUACGCCAGCCACGCGACUCACGUGACUACACCCCCGAUUUUAGGCCUUCGUCGGCACUAGCUCACUCAUCACCACCAAGUCCGCCAACACUCCUACCACCCCCUGCCAAUACCUCCUUAUACUCGUCCCUCAAUUCUCACGGCAUAACAAACUUGCCUAGUCUCGAACGUCGGUUACUCAAUCCUACUAGCUCUAGUAAUCACCUCGCUCCUCCGGCUCUUUGUCAUCCACCCAUGGCGUCUAUCAAUUUAUCGCCGCUGGAUACCAGUCUAUAUGCUUCAAACUCACUGCGAAAAAGGCCCCACGACCGUAACCUUCCUGGUCCCCUACCAUCAAACCAUCUCCGUCUCUUCCACGGUCAGCGUCCGCCGACGCCAGAUGCACAUGUUAUGGAGCCUGAUAAUGAUGCCAUGGGUCUCGAAAAGCCAAUGACCUACAAACGUGCCUCUGGGGCUAUGCGUGUGAGGGGACCACCUAUUAUCAGUUAA